Postia placenta MAD-698-R-SB12 is the source of this 1194-nucleotide messenger RNA. RefSeq lists its product as hypothetical. Gene Ontology annotation, molecular function: DNA binding; 5'-3' exonuclease activity; 5'-flap endonuclease activity. Gene Ontology annotation, cellular component: nucleus; cytoplasm. The record is from RefSeq and is a predicted model, not a curated record. Bases 1 to 1194 code for a protein of 397 amino acids. The transcript is spliced from 10 exons. NCBI's taxonomy places the organism in Eukaryota, Fungi, Basidiomycota, Agaricomycetes, Polyporales, Adustoporiaceae.
AUGGGUAUCAAAGGUCUGACCAGCUUGCUUGUGGAACAUGCUCCGAAGGCCAUACAAGAGCACGAUAUCAAGACCCUGUUUGGUCGUAAAGUCGCCAUCGACGCGUCUAUGUCCAUCUACCAAUUCUUGAUAGCUGUGCGACAGAAGGAUGGUGAGCUUUUGACCAAUGACGCGGGUGAGACUACGAGCCAUCUUAUGGGUUUCUUCUAUCGGACCAUCCGCAUGGUGGAAAAUGGUCUCAAACCGAUGUACGUGUUUGACGGCAAGCCUCCAGAACUGAAGGCCGGCGUGCUCUCAAAGCGUCUGGCACGGAGAGAGGAGGCGAAGGAGGAAGGGGAGGAGGCAAAGGAGACAGGUACAGUAGAGGACGUCGACCGCUUCUCAAGGCGCACGGUCAAGGUGACGCGAGAACACAACGAGGAAUGCAGGAGACUCCUCGGCCUGAUGGGGGUCCCUUUCGUUGUGGCACCGUCAGAGGCGGAAGCACAAUGUGCGGAACUUGCACGCGGUGGCAAGGUGUAUGCCGCCGGUUCAGAAGACAUGGAUACACUUACAUUUAACGCCCCUGUACUGUACCGGCACCUGACGUUCUCCGAAGCUCGCAAGCAACCCAUCAGCGAAAUACAUUUGGAUAAGGCGUUAGAGGGUCUUGAUAUGACCAUGUCUCAGUUCAUUGACCUUUGCAUCCUUCUUGGAUGUGACUAUCUCGAGCCAAUUAAAGGAAUCGGCCCGAAAUCUGCACUGAAGCUUGUUCGUGAACACGGCAGCUUGGGCGCGAUUAUUGAGCACCUACGAGAGAAGGUUGCCGCUAAAGAGGAUGCAGAGGAAGAGGGGAAGAAAAAGAAGGGCGGCAUUGUUAUCCCAGAAGACUGGCCCUGGGAGGAGGCUAAGAAGGUCUUCGCGAAGCCUGAUGUUACACCUGCGGACGAGAUCGAGGUUGAGUGGAAGAGUCCCGAUAUGGAGGGCUUGGUGCAAUUCUUGGUGAAUGAGAAGGGUUUCAAUGAGGACCGUGUACGAAAAGGCGCGGAGAAGCUAGCCAAGCACCUUAACUCAAAACAACAGGGCCGGUUGGAUGGCUUCUUCAGCGUAAAAGCAAAGACGUCGCCGACGAAAAAAGAGAAGGGCGACGAGAAAAGCAAGGGCAAGGGCAAGGGCACAAAGCGGAAGGUAUGUGGACCUUACACACUUGCAUGA